Vigna umbellata (rice bean) is the source of this 1904-nucleotide messenger RNA. RefSeq names its product putative serine/threonine-protein kinase PBL7. NCBI's taxonomy places the organism in Eukaryota, Viridiplantae, Streptophyta, Magnoliopsida, Fabales, Fabaceae. Gene Ontology annotation, molecular function: ATP binding; protein kinase activity. Gene Ontology annotation, biological process: protein phosphorylation. The record is from RefSeq and is a predicted model, not a curated record.
UUUUUCACCAAGAAACCACACCAGCACACUUAGCAUGGUUGCUGCAACGUGUGUGUGAUGCCAGAGUGGGGCAGAUUCCGUUGAGAUCCGUGUGAGCACGCAUUCGUUUUUCGCCGUCGUUCUUUUCUAAACAAGAAUAUUCUUCUUUUGUGAUGUUCUGGGAAUUGAACUGAAUUUCAAUAAAACCCCUCUGUUUGUUUGGUUUUCUCUUUCUUCUCUGUCUCCGUGCCUACUGUUUCAUGUGACUGGGGACACUAAAAAGCAAAAAAUUUGCAUUUUGGCUUAGAAUUCUCUGAUAGAUGGGUAGUAGCUGUCCUUGUUUCGGGCCGAGGAAGAAGGGCAAAGAGAAGAGUGACAAGGGACGGGACGAGCUAAACAAGAAUUGCAAAUCUGUAAAGAACACCAAUGAUGUCUCUGAAAGUUCUUCAGGGAAUGGACCAGAAGAAAACCCAGUACAGGAGGGCGAAAAUUCUCAUAAGGCCCGGAUAUUUACCUUCCGAGAGCUUGCAACAGCAACAAAAAGUUUUAGAGAUGAAACCUUUAUUGGGCAAGGAGGAUUUGGCAUUGUUUACAAGGGAAUAAUUGGGGAAAAUCAGGUUGUAGCAGUUAAAAGACUUGAUACUACAGGAGUGCAAGGGGAGAAAGAAUUUCUGGUGGAAGUUCUCAUGCUUUCCCUUCUACGCCAUCCCAACCUUGUUAAUAUGAUUGGUUACUGUGCAGAAGGGGAUCAACGUCUUCUUGUGUAUGAGUACAUGGCUUUGGGAUCCCUAGAAUCUCAUCUUCAUGAUGUUUCUCCUGAUGAAGAGCCACUUGAUUGGAAUACCAGAAUGAUUAUAGCUUGUGGAUCAGCAAAAGGGCUACAUUAUCUCCACGAUGAAGCAAAGCCUUCAGUUAUAUACAGGGAUCUUAAAGCAUCCAAUAUACUAUUGGAUGAAGAUUUCCAUCCAAAACUUUCUGAUUUCGGGCUUGCAAAAUUUGGUCCAACCGGAGAUCAAUCAUAUGUUGCCACAAGGGUCAUGGGGACACAAGGUUACUGUGCCCCUGAAUAUGCCACCAGUGGAAAAUUAACGAAGAGAUCUGACAUAUACAGUUUUGGGGUUGUGUUAUUGGAACUAAUUACUGGACGCAAAGCAUAUGAUGAUAAGCAUGGCCCUGAAAAGCUUCUAGUAGACUGGGCACGUCCAAUGCUGAGAGACAAAAGAAGUUUCCAAAGAUUGGUAGAUCCACGGCUUCAAGGGAAGUACCCAGGAUCAUGUCUACCGAUGGUGAUUGAAUUGACAGCCAUGUGUCUUCGUGAAGAGCCACGUCAACGGCCUAAUGCAGGAGAUAUAGUGGCAGCUCUGGAAUUCUUGUCAUCCAAGCAAUAUUCCCCAAAAGUGUCGAACACAGUCAACAACACAACUGAGAUGGAGAGUGGAGAGUCCCCAAAUGAAACAACAGCCAUUUUGCCAAAAGAAUCAGUGAGAGAGCGAGCUGUUGCAGAAGCCAAGCUGUGGGGGGAGACAUGGAGGCAGAGACGACAAAGUGAGCAAAACAGUCCUAAGGAACCCCACAUAGAGUUGUGAUUCAACAUGAUACCAUAUAAGGUUCAACAUACUUCAACUAAAGGAAGACACAGAAAGGUGACAUUUGAUGCAGAUAGAUUGGAACAGGUACAGGGAAAGUAACACAAACAUCAAAGGAUAAUCUGUCGAGGAUUUUAAAUGUAGCUUAAUAAAGCUAGUUGGCCAUCUUUUUUUUCUUAAAUAGUGCUGUUUUGGCACUUGUGAACUUGAGGCUCAAUUUCACAUGCUUUGACAUGAGGUUUCAGAUUACAUGGUUGCUCUUGCUUUUCUACUCUGAGAAAUAUGAUACAUUACUAGUAUUUCUAUGUUUCAACAUCGUUAAUGUUGCUGGUGCUGGAA